Dufourea novaeangliae is the source of this 399-nucleotide messenger RNA. Its product is annotated as endocuticle structural glycoprotein SgAbd-8-like. The transcript has a single exon. Gene Ontology annotation, molecular function: structural constituent of chitin-based larval cuticle. The coding region runs from base 1 to 399 and encodes 132 amino acids. Lineage: Eukaryota; Metazoa; Arthropoda; Insecta; Hymenoptera; Halictidae. The record is from RefSeq and is a predicted model, not a curated record. Gene Ontology annotation, cellular component: chitin-based extracellular matrix.
AUGUACCCUCGCACGAUAAUCCUUCUGACGCUGACAUGUAUGGCGUUUGCCGCGGACAAGCCGAUACCCAUCAUCAGUCAAACCCAAGACAUCAGCCCUGACGGUAGUUUCUCCUCGAGAUGGGAAACCGGGAACGGGAUCAUCGUUCAAGAGGAUGGUGUCUUGAAGAAUCCUGGCCAGAAGGAUGCCGAAGCUGAAGAGGUCCGUGGUUCAGCCUCGUGGACAGCGCCGGAUGGGACGAAAAUCAACCUCGGUUGGCUGGCCAACGAAAAUGGUGCCAAUUUCCAAGGGGCGCAUCUACCGACGCCACCGCCGCCCCAACCGAUACCGCCGCUCAUCCAACGCGCGUUGGACUGGAUAGCCACCCAUCCCUACAAAGACGAGAAGAAUAGAUUGUAA